Manduca sexta (tobacco hornworm) is the source of this 2287-nucleotide messenger RNA. Its product is annotated as secernin-3. NCBI's taxonomy places the organism in Eukaryota, Metazoa, Arthropoda, Insecta, Lepidoptera, Sphingidae. The transcript is spliced from 6 exons. Gene Ontology annotation, biological process: proteolysis. Bases 109 to 1308 code for a protein of 399 amino acids. Gene Ontology annotation, molecular function: dipeptidase activity; cysteine-type exopeptidase activity. The record is from RefSeq and is a predicted model, not a curated record.
UUUGUAUUGAAUCAUCAAAAAAAUUAACAGAUAUUCCAGAUCUCGGGGUAUAAAGUAAAUAUUUAUUAGGAAAAAAACUAUUUAAUUGUGUACCUAAUCAAAGACAUAAUGCAAUUUCCAAGAUCAUGCGAUACCUUCGUUGUGCUGCCACCUUUAACAAAAAAUGGUGUAGUUAUAUUUGGGAAAAAUUCUGACCGCCCUCAAAAUGAAGUUCAAGAAGUAGUAUACAUUAAGGGUGGCUCUAGAGAACCUAAACUGAAGUGUACUUAUAUCACGAUUGACGAGAGUCCGAAUCCGGUAAACACCGUUAUUUUAAGUAAGCCGGCUUGGAUGUGGGGUGCUGAAAUGGGUGCGAAUGAUAGAAAUGUUGUGAUCGGCAAUGAAGCUGUUUGGACAAACAACAAUGAAGGGGAAGGAGACCCGCGGCAGAAACGACUACUAGGCAUGGAUUUAGUAAGAUUGGGUUUAGAAAGAGGCAACACAGCAGAAGAAGCAUUGGAUGUAGUGACUUCACUGCUGGAAAAAUAUGGCCAGGGUGGGCCAUGCUCCGAAAAUGAUGACAGUCAUUUCUACCACAACUCAUUCCUCAUAGCCGACACCAAAGAAGCAUGGGUACUGGAGACGAGUGGAAAACAAUGGGCUGCUGAAAGAAUUGAGUCGGGAUACAGAAACAUUUCUAAUGGAUUAACUAUUACCACAAAGAUACACAAAAAGUCAGCAGGUUUACAAGAAAAAAGUAAAUCUUUGGGGUUAUGGGAUGGCCAGAGUGAAUUUAAUUUCACUAGAUGUUUUUCAUCUGGAGGAGAUGAAGUGAGACAACAAGAAGGAGAAAAACUGUUAAAACAGGCAACAUCUGAGGCAAUGUUUGAUGUCAGAGAUAUGUUUAAUAUCUUAAGACACAAGGAAAGUCAUAUUUGUAGGAGCUGUGAUGACACUUUCCCUACUCAAGGGAGUCAGGUGUCGAGUUUGUCAGCAACAUCCCCAAGUGUGCAUUGGUUCACAGCAACACCCGACCCUAGCAUUUCAUUUUUCAAGCCUUUUGUCUUUACACCAAAUGCCAAGACUUCUGAUUAUACUGUCAGUCCAAAGGAGCUAAAAAGAGAACAUCAUCUGUACAAGCUGCAUUCCAAAAACUACUCAUCUGCAAAAAAUGACGAAGUCUUGAAAAUGUUGUGUGACAUGGAGAAGCACUGGCAUGCUAAAACAGAAAAAUUAACAAGAAAAAUAGAAUCUGAUCAAAGCUCUCUUGCAGAGCUAGAUAUUUUGAUGAAAGAAUGUGUGGAGAAUGAAAUUAGAUUAUAUGAAUAAAAUCAAGCAUGCCCCAUAAUUUACUAGACAACAAUUGUAGUAUGCAAAUUUAAUGUUACUUGAUGAAACAUAGGCAAUAAUGUUACUUGAUGAAACAUAGCAACAUGGGACUUACAUUUAACAUCAUAAAGUCAGAUUGCAUCAUCUCGAAAAAUUAUUGAGUCACAUGUUACACCUGUUGUCUAUAUAGUACUUGACUUCAAGUAGAUACUGCACUUUAUAGAUGCUACAGCUCAAUUACAUUACAUUAUACUUUGUCAAUUAAAGUUACCUAAAUUGAUUUAUUUCUAUUUUAAAAUUUAAUGCAGAACAUAUUUAUUAUUCACUUUACAUACUAAUAUUAAAAAAAUGUAUAAGCUUACAUAAAAAACACAUAGUAUAUACUCUGACGGUGCUUUCUGAUUUACAUGGAUGCAUGUUCGGAUGGAAUAUUUUCCAUCCGCAUCCGCGUAAAACAGAACAAAUAUAUAAAAUUAAUUGUACCUGAUAUGUAAGGAGAGAAAGUAAUAAUUAGCGAGUUGUAGUGACAUUAACAGAAUGUAGACUUAAAUGGGAUAAAUAUUAACAUCACCUAAGAACACUCACACUGUUAGUAGUGAAGUAUUAUAGGUUCCAUUUUAAACUUAAGAGACUGGGUUUGAGAAGGAAGGAAGUUUUUGGAAACGCUAGAGCAAAUCUGCCAUUUCACUAAUGUAACAAAGACUACUUAACGAAUUUACACUAUGUAAACACUAAAGAUCUGUAAAAUUGUAUGUUAUAUAUUAAUAAUUAGCAUUAGAUCGCGGCUCUGGCGAUCAGCGGUCAGCGGUUACUUUCACAUUAUACUUGGCGGAUAAUGUGUACACAGUCUAGCUUUUAUUCUCAAUGAUUAAAUCACGAAUACCUUCCGAUAUGCAUCACAUACCACUCAAAUCACACUUUAUAAUCAUAUGCAAUAAAAACAGCUUACAAAUUAUAUUAUUAUUGUGUUAAUGUGUUA